UGCCUGCCUGUCUGUCUGUCUGUCUGUCUGUCUAUCUAUCUAUCUAUCUAUCUAUCUAUCUAUCUAUUUUUCCUGCUAUUUCUUCCACGUGCUCUAUUUAUCACUUACUCACUCACUCACCCACUCACUCACUCACUCACUCACUCACUCACUCACUCACUCACUCAUUCACAUAUAUUAGUCUCUCCUCUUCCUCGUUUUCUCUCAUCCUUUAUCCUCUAUUCACACUCUUCUUACUCUAUAAAGUAGUUCCUUUCUAUAGAGCAGACGAUAUUUUUCUAUCGCCGCAAACGCAUUCUUCCUUCCUUUCUCUUUCUUCCUCACACACACACACACACUCUCUCUCUUUUAUUCUUUUUUCUCUUUCUUCUUUUCACUUCUUCACUCAGUCAAGUUUCCCUUUCUCGUAAGCAGACGACAGUUUAUUUGCUUACUCUCUUAAUCUGUUUGUCUCUCUGUCUUUUCCCCUCUGUCUCUCACACGCUUCAUUUUCUUUACUCACUCUCUCUUAUUUUCCAGUAAGCAGACGACGGUUUGCUUUCCUCACUCUAUCAAUCUGUUUCUCUCUCUUCCUCUUUCUCUCACUCACUUCCUCUUCUUCACUCAACCUCUUUCUUUCUUUCUCUCUCUCUCUUUUCCCUGUAAGCAGACGACAACUUUGCUUUCCUUACUCCCUCACAUUCUACACCUCUCCCUCCCCCUCCUUCACUUCCUCACUCAUUCACUCAUCCAAUCCCCUCACUCAUAGUCCAGUAAGCAGACGACAGUUUUCCUGCCGCCAGACAGACGGACGGACAUGUAUAGAAAACAAUGAGGUGGAGACUGUUUUCAUGUGAAUGUUGACCAACCAACCUGCCAUGUGCUGUUCUUGCUUGCUGCCAUCGCUAUGUUUCCUAUCCCCUCUCACCAGUUUCUCUGCCUCCUCCCACUACCAUGCAAGCUACAGGUGUAUUCACAUGGCGACAGCCGAUGGACGUUAGCUUGUACCCACCAGUAGGGAACCCUUGUGCCUACUUACUAGAAAAUGCUCUAUGCUACAUUAUAUCUGGAUUGUUGCUGCUGGUUGUUGGAGUUAUUAUCACAUCACUGACUUUUCAGAACCUUGAGGACUACAAAAAUGAGCAUGUCAACCGAUACGCAGGGCCUGUCCUGAUAGGGGCAGGGAUUUUGGUUAUCGCUCGCGGUGCCUUAAGUCACCUUUGCCCCCAAAGGUCACAGUUUGCUCGGCAAAGGUCUCUGCUGCGGAGAUAUGUGAGAGAAUUGUAUACGAGGCCCAUAUUAGGGCUUCGCAAUGAUUCUUCAAAUCUCUGUGACAUACGAGUAUCAGAGUCUCAAGACAUAGCAGAAAUCCAAGAAUGUCCCAGACCAACCAGACCAACUACACCAACAUUUUUGAGUAUCCAGUACAGCCCUGGCCCGCCAUCUUACUCCAGUGCUCCAGCCACACCACGGCCAUUUUUCUUUGGCAGCCGUCUACGAAUGUACAGUGAUGACCCUCCACCCUAUGAUGUGGUCAUGAACCAAGAUUAUGUGGUCAGUGAGACUGUCACUGAAUCAAUGGCAUCAGAAGAGACCGCAGUCAACUUGGAUGAAGAGGAGGCAUUCCAGAGUGCUGAUGAAGAAUGCUGCCUGGAAGCACCACCUUCCUAUGAUGAAUUUAUGAGGACUUCCAGGUUAUGAGGUCAUGGACAGGCCUACCCAUUGGUGGCCUCCUUUCUCAUUUGGCAUUGCCCUCACCCUGCAUGGCAUGGCAAAUUCCUCUUCCCAUCACCACUGUCUAUUUUUUUUUUUUUUUGAAGAGGAAUGUUCAUUGUUGCUGAACCCUCUCAUUCUCUAUCCACUCUUUGUCCUCAAAACCCCUCUCACAUACAUCUGAUAUAUUCUCACUACUACUUCAAGGUGUUUCUGGUAAGUUCUACCUGUUUAUCAUAUGACAAAAAAAAAUGGAAACAAAAAUAUACAGAAACAAAAGAAAACUAAGUGAGGAUGGAGUAGGGUAUUCCAGAAUUUUAUGCAUGGAGUCUUUUCAUAGCAGUAAGCCAUGGUCUCUAUUGGGCUGCAGGAAGCCAGGAACUAUAAGUAAACAGGUGUGUACACAUAUGUGGACACCAGGUAAGUAGUUAGGCUGUAAGGUAGACAUGGAGGACUUUCAGUAAACUUAGAGGCUAUAAGCUUAAACUUUACAAUGACACAUCUAUACAUACACAUGCACCAAAACUAACGGUUAUAAGCUUGUUCUUUACAUAUGCAAAUACAUGUAUGAACUCAUCACAGAAAUCAAAGCUAUGGUUUGAUACUUUUAUAGCCACACAAACACACUGACACUGCUAAAAGUCUAUGGAUUUGCAAUUUCCACAUUAUUUAAACCAGUUUUGGUUGAUAUAAACCCAUAUCAUUUUUUUUACUGUGUACAGGGCCCAUAUUUAGUAGAGUAUUGGGUAUAGCUCAGUAACUUGAUUCCAGUAUAUUACUGGUACUUAUUACAGUAAAGUAUCUAAUACUUUACUGUCCCAGCCAUCUUCACCACUGCCCUAUUUUGUAACCAAUAGAGGUGAGUGCCAGGUAAUCAAAGGUAAGAUUUUCUUGAGUUGAAUCCUGUAACGUGGGUUUGGGCUUCUCUUCACUUCUAUGAAAGAGCUGAGUGGAUAAGGUAUUCAGCUACCAGAUCAUAGUUCAAACCAAUUAAAGCACAUUAGUGUCUUUAUGGUUGGAACGUUUCAUUCUUUAUUGACUCAGUUUACUUGGGUGCAGAGUAAAUAGAUACCAGAUCUUCAGGUAAAGUUUAUCUGUGAUUGACUGGUGUCCUGUUCAGGGCCCCUUAUACAUUUGUUGCUAAUGAAACCAGAAUUUAAUACCAUUUUGGCCUACUAAAUUAUGCUGAGAUUGGGGAAAUUAUCAAUACACAACAAAAGGCUGCUAGUCACCUUAGGAAAACGCAUGAAUGUCACUUCCAGCCAUCUCUUUAAAAUAUCUGGCCUUAGUUUGCAGUCAAAAGAAACCAAUUCUGAAAAGCCUACAUUAUAUUUUUACAAUAAUAUUCUAAAUCUAUCAUUGGUGUUUCAAUCCUUGCAUCUAUCUACUACAGAUAAUUGUACAAUGUUUCUAAUAGUGAUAAGGAUUUCUGAUUUGCCAAAAAAUAUACAUAUAUAUAUUUUAUAAGUAAACUUGUUUAAAUUUUGGUAAAUUUUCUUGUAUAUGUAAGUAAAACCUGGUCCAUUGGUCAGUGAGGAUUUUGUGAGUUGUGUGUUCAUGAAUAUAAGAUAUAAUUGUGGGUACUGUUUUUUUUUUGUCUUAAAUUUACCUCCUUUAUUCUUUGAGAGUCACUAACAACUAGCACUAAGUGUUUGUUUUCUUUCUUCAAUUAAGAGGGAAAUUUCAAUUAAUUAAAAAAUUUUUUGCAUAUAUCAUUCAGUACAUCAACACCUAUUAGAACAUUUUUAGAGUGCUGCAUUUAUUAAAAUAAAUGAAACUAUAUAAUACAAAGAGUAUAGUUGCAAAAUUUAUUAUAGGUACUAAGCCUAAGUAUUUGGAUCUGUACAUGCAGGGUCUACCUAAAGCAGCUCUAAGAUGUCUCUCUAAGUAUUAAUCUUGCAAAUAAAACCCCAACAUGUGCAACUAUUUUUGCUUCAAACCCUGCACUGAAAACAUACAUACACAGCAAAAACAAAAAAAGCAACAAAAAAAUCUUCAUCCUUCAAAAUUCCUCUUUAUCUCCAGCAGCUUCACUUCCAUAAACACAAAGUUACCAAAUGUGAAAACUUUUCUAAGCACUCUAAUCCAACAAGAUAACUGGUUUUAACGCUAUUCCAUCCAUUACUCUUAUACAUUGUACUUGCAAGCUUGCUUGUAUUCUCACCAAACCCUUCAAUUUUUCUCUCUCUACAAAGAUAAUCCACCAAUUGGUAGAUUAUCUUUUUGGUUUCAGUUAAUCAUCAGUAUGGUUUCUGUAGAACCAGACUGUCAGAAACUCGGUCUGUUGUGUUUUUCACUAGUAGUUCCCUACUCUUUAGAACUUCGUCAAAAGUAAUAUAGUUUAUCCUUGAUGUCAGAGAAACCUUCAACCAUGUCUUGUAUGAGAGCCUCAUAGCUAAGAUGCCUAGCUAUGGACUCUGCCUGUCUCUUAAAUCUUCCAAGUAUCUUAUCAGAUUAUUCAAUUGCAAGAUGCUCUACAUUUUAUCAGCUCUAAUAGACAACUAGGCUUUGUUAUAACUCUUAAAUUCUUGGAGAGAUGACAACCUGAACUCUUUCAACAGCUCAAAGACACAAUUACUUUGCAUAUCUUUGAAAGAGUCCUACAAAACCGCACAUGAAUAACUUAUAACUAAAACUCAAAAGUCUAGCCUCACAGUCUCUGAUAACAUUCCCAAAACUGCAUCAAAGAGACUAGGCUUUCUGUUCAGGACCUCAAUAUACUCCGGUCAUAAUUAGUUUCUGCCACCAUAGAAAGCUUAAGUAGUACAAACAUUACAGUACUAUUCAUGUAUGGUACUCUGAUGCUAAAAGAAGGUUAUUCAACUGAUUGAUAAAGAUUCACACACUGACAUUUUACAACCAGGCUCUCUUAAUAUAAGCUGCUCUGUUCCUCUCAUUAUUUCUGCUGUAUCUCAUUCUCAAACCUUACUCUAAGCUCUUCACCCAAUCUUCUGAAAACAAAACCAUAGGCAGAGAGGACAUACAGGACAUUCUUCCUCCCUAUGGUUCAGCUGAUAGAAGGCAAUGACACAUAAAAUAACGUAAUCUUACAUACACCUACAUUCUGAGUUCAAAUUCUGCUGAGGUUAACUUUGUCUUUCAUCCCUCAAAGGUUGAUAAAAUAAGUACCAGUAAAGUUCUUGGCUCUAUUCAAUUGACCAAUCCUCUAACUUAAAAAGUUGCUGACCUUUUUCUUAAAUUAGAAGAAAUUAUAAGAUGGUUAAUUUGCAGAAUCAGAGUGUUGGACAAGAAAUUGCUUAGCAGUAUUUCUUCCAGCUCUUUAUGUGCUGAGUUCAAAUGUUAUUGAGGUUGGCUUUGCCUUUCAUCCUUUUGGAGUUGAUAAAACAAUUUACCAGUUGAGUGCUGAGAUUGUUGUAAUUAACUUUCCCUCCUCUCAAAAUUGCUGUCCUUGUAUCUAAGUUAGAAAGAAUUAUUAUUAUUAUCAUCAUCAUUAUUAUUAUCAUUAUUAUUAUUAUUAUUAUUAUUAUUAUUAUUAUUAUUAUUAUUAUUAUUAUAGCCUGAACAGGAUAAACUACCCCUAUUUUGCAGAAAAAAGUGUAGGUGGUUAGUCUCAUAGCUGGCCGCCCACACUUUUUUCUGCAAAAUAGGGGUAGUUUAUCCUGUUCAGGUUAUAUUAUUAGCAUUAUCAUGCGAUUGGGAAUUUAAAAUCACUUCUUUAACUUUCUAAGACAUCUCAACGCUUCUAAAAGCAAACUUUGUUUGUUUGUUUGUUUACAUUUAUCGUAAUUUGAAUUUAACAUUAUUAUUAUUAUUAUUAUUAAUAUUAUUAUUAUUAUUAUUAAUGCAGCGAGCACUUUGUCCACCUUUAUGUUCUGAGUUCAAAUUCUGCCAAGGGCGACUUUGCCUUUCAUCCUUUCAAGGUCGAUAAAACAAGUACCAGUUAAGCACUGGGGUUGAUGUAAUCAACUUACUUACCCUGUCUCCCCAAAUUGCUGGCCUUGUACCAAAAUUUGAAAUCAUUAUUAUCAUUAUUAUUAGCUGGCAGAAUUGUUAGAGCACCAGAAAAAAUGCCUUGUAGUAUUAGUUCUGAAUUUUUACAUUCUGAGUUGAAAUCCUGCCAAGAUCAACUUUGCCUGUCAUUCUUCUGGGGUGAAUAAAAUAUAAUGUUCCAAUCAAGUACAGGGGUCUUGAUAUUGACUAACUCCACUCACCACAAAACAAUUAUUGUUAUUAUCAUUAUGACUUCUUCAAAACAUUAUCAUCAUGUACUAAUUAGAAAUCAUUAGCAUGCUGACAAAAUGCAUACCAGCAUUUCUUCUAGUUCUUUAUUAUCUGAGUUCAAAUCGCUUUAAGGUCAAGAACUUUACCUUUCAUCUCUCUGGGGUCAAAAAAUAAAGCAGUAGUCAAGUACUGGGCUUAAUGUAAUUUACUAACACCCUCUCCCAUCAAAUUACUAGCCUUAUGGCAAAAUUUGAAACAAUUAUUAGGGGAUUGACUUUGCAUUUCAACCUCCUGGGGCUGAUGAAAUAAGUACCAGUCAAAGAUUAGAGUAAAUUUUAUUGCCUAUACUCUUCACUACAAAUUUGAUGGCUUGUGCCUAUGUUAGCAUAGGGAGCUGGUGGUAUGUAUAGUAAUGUACAGAAUGAAAUACAAUGCAGCAUUCUAGGGUUUAUAAAAUAAGUACCAGUCAGAUUCUGGGUCUACUUAAUUCACCUUUCCUCAAAGUUUCUGGUUUUAUGCCUACAUUAGAAGUCAUUGUAGUUGAUUUGCAAUUAAUAUUAAAAAAAAAAAAACAACUAGUAAUAGAUAUUCAUUAUGAUUAUAAUAAUAAUAAUUAUGACUUAUAACAUAAAGGAAAAGAAAAGGAUGUUGCGAUGAUGAGAUUUGCCAGUUUCAAAAAUAAAAAUAAAAUUUACUGCCACUAGUUGGAAUUGAACUCUUGUCAGGCUAAAAAAAUGUAAGCCAUAUUAUGAAACUAUUUAUUGGAUCAGAUGUCUUGAUUGAUUUCUUAUGUAGGCAUGAGAAAAUGAAACUUUGUAUCAUUGCUGAUCUCUGAAACUGGAGUGAAUAUCAAAUUUGAUUCUGGUAGGAUUUGAACUCUGAAUGUUUUGUUCAUUUCUUUACAUUCAACCACCACGAUGAAUUAUGUUAAUAAUAAUAACAAUAAUAAUAAUAAUAACAAUAAUAAUAAUAAUAAUAAUAAUAAUAAUAAUAAUAAUGUUAAUGACAUCUCCCAUCAAAGAUGACAUAUGAGUCUUCUGUUUGUGCUGGAUGACCUUCACAGAUGCUUUGUUUAUAGUGAUCAAAUGUCCCUACAUCGAAAUGACAUUGCCUGUACUGGUGUACAAGUGUCAAAAUGAUCACAGAACAGUAUGAAAUGAAGCGUUUUGCCCAAGAACACAGCCCACCAUCCUGUCUGGGAAUUGAACCCACGGUCUAGUGAUUGUUAGUGCAACAUCCUAAGCACUAAGCCAAUAGUAAUAAUAAUAAUGAUGAAGAGGAGGAUGGUAAUAAAGGGUUUUCUUUUCAUAAAGUACAAAAGUUGUGUAUUUUGGUGAGUAAUGGGGAUGACUUUCUCAAGGGUAUUAAUAGCAUAAGUAAACUCAAAAGAGCUUUCACCAGGCAUUUAAACCUCAUCCCAAUCUCAGCUUACCCCUUGUCUGUAAUAACUACGGAACUGAGGAAUAUUUUAAAAGAUGUGAAGUUAGUCUUAGAGUGAGAAUAGUGAGAAGUUAGAGAGAAAGACUGGACAUGGGACACACACUAUUGAAAUAGUCAUUGUCUCUCUCUCUCACCUUUACCAAUGAUAGCAUUUCAUCUCAAGUAUUAUUAACCUUAUCUUUAAAGUGUAUAUGUAUUUAUAUUUACACCAUUUUGACUGGUUUGAUCUCUGAUCAUCAUCAGGUGUCUUCUCAGAUAUGUAUAUAGCCACUGACUGGUUUUUUGAUAAGGAACAUUUAUUUCUAAAAUAAAAUCACUGGUUACUAUGAUAUAACAUAAUAUGAUAUUGUAAAUAUUUACUGUAAAGAUGAGCUUCAUAGUCUGAAUAAAUUAUAAUCUUCUUACUAACAAAUCAUUUAAGAUAUUUAGACAUUUAAUAAAUACUGAAAUAAUUGAUAGAAGAACAACAACAGCCGAACAUUUAACAAUUCCUCUGUAUUUAUAUGAACUGAAAAUUAAAUACUUCUCAUAUUGUAUCGCAAAUAUAUUAAAAUCUUUUUAAAGUUUCACUCAAA
Molecule: messenger RNA, 7889 nt
Organism: Octopus bimaculoides (California two-spot octopus)
Lineage: Eukaryota; Metazoa; Mollusca; Cephalopoda; Octopoda; Octopodidae
Source: RefSeq, a predicted model, not a curated record